CAGUUGAGCUUUCAAAAACCAACUACAACAACACCUCUAUUUAUUUCCACUCUCUCCAUAAACUUUCCUUGUCCUGCACUUUCCCACCAUCGAAACUGUAAUUUUGAACACAACAAACCCCAGAAAACCAAAGAAUGGAGCGUUUUGUGUGCCUAACUGUGGUAUUAGCCAUGAUUAUGGUGAUAGCUGCACCAGGCAAAGCUCAGGUCACCACGCCAUGCAGUGCAUCAAUGAUAAACAGUGUGUUCAAUCCUUGUAUAAAUUUCCUCACAAAUAGCAGUGCCAAUGGCACUUCACCUACUUCUGAAUGCUGCAAUUCCAUCAAGUCCCUCACAAGUACUGGCAUGGACUGUGUGUGUCUCAUUGUCACCGGCAAUGUCCCCUUUAGAAUCCCAAUCAACCGAACCUUGGCCAUCUCUCUUCCUCGUGCUUGCAACAUGCCUCGUCUUCCAGUUCAAUGCAAAACCUCAGGUUCCCCACUUCCAGCUCCAGGACCAGCAGCUUUUGGGCCAUCUAUUUCUCCAUCUCUUAGUCCUCAAGCUUCCUCCAUUCUUCCAUCACCUUCCUUGCCACCAGUUUCUGACACAAACCCUCCUUUGACUCCAUCAUCUACAGCUACAGGAAGUGGACGCUCUGAUCUCACUCCUUCAUCUGCUGUUUCAUCAAACCGCUUCCUACCUUCAGUUCUAUUAAUUGCAUUAGGAUUUGCUGUUCUUUAAGCACUACUAUGUUGCUGCGCCCAAAACAUUUCUGCAUUUUUUUGGAUGUAAAUGUAGUUUGUAGGUUUAUGUGUGUGGUUGUUGCGUUCGAUUUUUAUCAGAUUGUUUCAGACCCGCAUUGGGGGAGUAUUUACCAAAUAAAAAGCAUUUCAUCUUUGUGUUGUAAUGUAUACGAGUGCUUCAUCCAUUCCAGAA
Vigna unguiculata (cowpea) is the source of this 914-nucleotide messenger RNA. Its product is annotated as Bifunctional inhibitor/lipid-transfer protein/seed storage 2S albumin superfamily protein. The record is from RefSeq and is a predicted model, not a curated record. Gene Ontology annotation, biological process: lipid transport. Gene Ontology annotation, molecular function: lipid binding. NCBI's taxonomy places the organism in Eukaryota, Viridiplantae, Streptophyta, Magnoliopsida, Fabales, Fabaceae.